AAUAAUUUCAGAUUCUUAGAAUAGAUAGAUACGCUAGAUUUUGGUCGCCGACAUCUAUAGGCGUAGGCUGAGAGCCAGGAAUGAUGGAAACUAGGCACGUUCCAUUGUACACUAUAGAAAAAGCUGGGACGAAGCACAGGCAAGUCCCGGAAGAUAAGAACCACGCAUGUGCCGGCCGCCCAAAGGCCGAGCGAGAGCCAACGUAGUCAAUAUGAUCCAACUCUACCCAUUACCCCUUCCUAUCUAUAACCCGAAGACUCCUACCAGAAACCCGCACACUCGGAUCAUGUGCACCGAGACAGCCUACACGCUCCGGUGCGAGCACGUCGUUACCCGAACCCUCUACUGCUCGGAUGCCCCUCCGCCAUCUCGACAGUCACGCAAGGAACGGAGGACUUGUAACAGGGUCAUUCGAAAUGCUGUGCCUUGGCCACCCCCACCACAGUUUGGGACACAAGCCACAUGCCCUUUGGCAAAUUGUCCCUUCGAGGAACGAGGAGGUUAUUGGAACUGUUGCUGGUGUGGUAAGGAGUGGAAUGACCAAGGUAAGUUCGGUAGCACGAUUUCGACUAUGGUCAAGAGCUUUCCACAGUUUCUAACGCCGCCUCAGGUCGCUGUAGUUGCGUAAUGAUAAUCGAUAGACAGGAAUACCGCUGUGGGCAUAUUUGCUGUGAAACAUGCGAAGCAGCUACCGAGACUCAAUAGAGGAACGGGGCCUCGACAUUUCCACUUUACG
Messenger RNA from Daldinia caldariorum, 736 nucleotides. RefSeq lists its product as uncharacterized. The record is from RefSeq and is a predicted model, not a curated record. The coding region runs from base 167 to 628 and encodes 153 amino acids. The transcript has 2 exons. NCBI's taxonomy places the organism in Eukaryota, Fungi, Ascomycota, Sordariomycetes, Xylariales, Hypoxylaceae.